CAGAACAUGAGCAGGGGAGGGGCAGAGAGAGAGGGAGACUCAAUGUCAGCAGGGAGCCUAAUGUGGGGCUCAGACUCAUGAACCCUGAGAUUAUGAACUGAGCCAAAGUUGGACGCUUAACCUAAUGAGCCACCCAGAUGCCCUAGGAACUCUAUCUUUACGGCUUUUCUUUAAAUCUAAAAUUCCUAAAAUAAAAACUUUUAAAAAAUAUCCUUUGCAAAGUUUUACCUCUACCAAUUAAAUCAGUAUUUCUGGGGUGUAAGCCAGGCAUCAGUAUUUUUUUUUUUUUUUAAGAUCCCAGAUGAUAUCAACGUGUGGCAAAAGUUUGGGAAACUCUCUGGUAGGAGAAGUCUCUGAGGCCGGAGGCUAUUAUAUUUUGGCAUUAAUUCACUCAAAAUGUUCUGAACUAAAUAAAAAUGUUGAGUGUUGCUUCUAUUUUAUAGCUUUGUGAAGUUGAAUUUUUAAUGAGUGUGAUAAAAAUAAAGUACUAGAACAAGUUGCCCAUUUGAACACCACUUGACGUUACACUAUUAGAUACUGAGCCACUAAAUGACCAGUGUAUCAAGCAUAUAAUUACAAGUAAUAUUAUAUCUUAAAAUAAAAUUUCUCUUGUAAUUUUCCUGCAAUUGAAAUGAAAAAUGACAUUCACAUGUACACACUUUGCUCUGCCUGGUCCCUGGCCCCUCCACCAGAGAAUGUCUAUAUGCUCUAGUGGACCCACAGCCCCAUCCAUAUUUCACCCUUUUUGAUCUGUUCCGUGCCCCUAGAGGCUGUCUGUGGACUGCAACACCCAGGGCCCCUUGCCCUUGAUUUCCAGUUGAGUUCAGGCAGGAUGGAGGAGAUAGAUGUGGUCUUUUUAGCUUCACUCUCUCCAUUCUUCAUCAUGGCAGGCCAUGGCUGCCUUUGUCCCAGAUCCAGCUCCUGUUGUCUCCCGCUCUCACUUGGCUCCAGAAACACUGUUCCCUUUCCCCACCCCUUCAGGCCCCAGAGAAGUAAUGGCUUCCUGCUGUGGCUAUUUCUGGGUAACUCAUAUCCCCUGUUGGAAUUUUUAAAAUUUUGCCCACACCUCUGUAAAUAGUCACUUGACUGAAGUACUUUUCAUUAAACCCCUCUAAGGGUGCCAUGUGCUUCUUGUCAGAAUUCUGAGUGAUACAAUCAGUGUAUUGUUGUCUACUCUUUCUUCUUGGGAAUGAUGACCGCCUCCCCCCACUUUUUUAACUUGACAUAAUAUACUGCUUACUUCUUUGGCCUUAAAAAUGCUCUUUAUUUUGUAAAAUGAUACUGAUAGUAGAGAGCAUUAUUUUCCCUAAAUCCUUUCUUGGCAAAAGAAGAAGUUGGCAAGCCUGUGCUGGUUCACCACACAUUUUUGAAAUUUCAUUUGUGAAAUUUCAUUUUUGAAAUCCAGAGCCUGGGAACCAUUGAUCUAAGUGAGUGUUUGACUUUGAAACAUGAAGGGAAUUCAGCUGUAUUUCAUCUUACCACAAGAAUCUUACAAAUCUGGGGCAAGUGGCCAAUGUGAACGAUGUCAAGGCAGGCACUCAAGUUUAGUUGUUUACAUAACAGGGUCUCAAUCCUGGUAAAGAGGGAAAUAGUAUCAGGGGAAAAUAGAAGGAGGUUUAAAAGCCAAAAUGGUUGUUUUCUGCAUGUUUCGGUAUUGCAUUUCACUGUCCCUCCAACGGGGGAAGCAAGAGAGGAGAGGGUAAGAGCGCACCUGGAAGUUUCAACAAGACGUUUACAGGACUUUUCCAUGAAGUUUGAGUGACUAAGAACUUUUAUGUUCACAGAUCCAGAAACGUUUGUAUUUGCACUAAUCCAAGUCCUUUUUUAUUAUAAAUAAUUGCAGAAGCUCAUUUAUAGAUGACUCCAUCACUAAGCAACGGGCUUUGGAUGUUUGUAUUUGUUGGUGUUUUAAAUUCAAUGUGUUUCAUAAUGUCAAGUACAGCCAAUUUGUAAUCGAAACAAAAUUUCCAAAGUACCCAACGUUUGGGCAGGGUAGAAGAACAUAGGGCAUUAUUUAUCGUAGUUCAGUCUCCUUGACUUUAAAAUUCUUCUUUGUUGGGAAUGUAAUAUCCUCUUUUGUUGUGUCAUAUCACAUUUAAUUUUGACUGCAGAGACAUUAACACAUGACUUUUUUAGCUUUCGUCUGUUUAAAAAUAUAUUUUUUGUUUAUGUUCUCAUUACUUCUUUUCUCUGUGUUUAGCUUGAGAAAAAGACACAAAGUAGUCUUUUGAAAUUCAUCCUUUCCUUUAUGCACUUUUAAGAAGGAAUUUAAAAGGGCCAGAUAGCUUAGUCAUAGAGAGAAUUUUUUUUAUGCAGUUAUAAUCCAAACAGAAGCUACUGUCCAUAUUUCAUGGAAGAAGAAUUGGCGAACCCAAUAAUUUUCUUUCUCUUUACAUUUCUACUACUGAAACAAAUUAAUAGAGACUUUAAACACUGACUUAUUUCUUCUUUUAUCUGAUAGUAGAACCCACUGAUGAAAAACUGGGGAACGAUCAGUAGCCAUGUUUCCCACCUCGGGGAGAGACAUAGUAAAAAGGAAUGAAACCCACUCAUACUGAGCAGCAGAGAGAAGAGAUGGAGAAGGCUAAUGGUAGUGUUAGAGUUCAUGAAGACCAGCUACGUGUCUGCUCUUCUGGUUGUUUAGUUGCUCAACUCUUCCUGAUUCUAUGAAAUAAAAAUGCCCAUUCUUGGCUAAGCUAUUAUAUUGAGUCAGCCAUGCAUAACUUGAAUUAGCUUAGGCAAAAGGAGGGAAUUAAGGAAAGAUCUUGAGGCAGAGUUGAUCAACUAAGCUUCAUGAAGGCGGAAGAAAGCUCUCUGGGAGGGACUCAGAGCCGUGGUCCAAGAGGUGGGUACCAUCAGGAUUCACUUUUCCCUCAUGUGACCCCUGCCCCUCUUCUUCCUGGACAUCAUGCUCUCUGUGGAGGAAUGUUUUGAUAUAUUACUUGCUAUGUUUUUCCCCAGUACUCUUCGUUUAUUUUCCCUAUAACACUCUUUCAUCAUGGGCAUUUUUUUGUGUCCAUUGCCACAGGAGAUGUGAUAAUAGACUGUGUCUUGAGUCUCAGAAACACAGACUGGGAGUGAAUUCAGACUCUGAAGACUAAGAGAAGUAUCCUAAAUUAGGGGAAAAGAAGAAAGCCAAGGGUGAAACAAAGAGAGCUAAGUUGGUACACCGUUGAGAAAGAGGCCCUGCAUACUGUUAAUGAAUCCUUCACUAAUCAACACCCUGCUGAGAUCUUCCAUGUGGCAGAGAACCUGGCUGCUGGAAGCUGCCGCUCACAGCCACACUUAUUCACCACCAUAGGAGGGGAAAUGCUGCUGAACCCUUUGACGCCCACCCCUUGAUCCUCCCGACCCAGCUUCUGUUUGAAAAGCUUCAGAGAUCAAUGUUCACUACCCUUCUAUUGGUGUUCCCACCCCAUAGAACUGUGAUAUACUAUGACAAAUCCUCCUUGGGUUUAAGUCCCUAUGGGCCUUAAGGGAAAGUGGCCAGUAUUUCUGAUAGCCUCGGUGAUUGGCACACACAUACUAUAAAUGAAUUUUCACAUAGCACAAAGCCAUGUGCCAGGUGGCCUCUGAAGCCAGGAUGCUGUAGCAGAUCCAUGUGCUUGGAAUCCGAGGGGCAGCAGUUUGCCACCAAAGGAAAUACUGUGACCAGAGGAAGAGAAAAGGGGGAGCUGGCUGGGAAAAUAGUAAGUCUCCCCCACAGUCUGUACUGGCUGGGUAUCUAGUAGGACCACACUAAUAAAGGCUUCCUGGGGAUGCCUGGGUGGCUUAGUCAGUUGAGUGUCCGACUGUUGAUUUUGGCUCAGGUCAUGAUCCUCGGCCAUGGGAUUGAGUCCUGCACUGGGCUCUGCACUGAGCUUGGAGCCUGCUUGUGAUUCUCACUCUCCCUCUCUCUGCCCUGCUCCCCCCCUUCUCUAAAAUUUAAAAAAGAAAAAAAUUAAGGUUUCUUAAUAUCACAUCGAUAUGAUGAAGGUAAAUAAAAUAAUUAAUAAGAUACUGUGUCUUUUAUGACCCAUUGGUUCAGAACUAGAAACUGGGCUCUGAAACAGAAUACAACAAAACAACAGUGACAACAAAAGCACUUAGCCUUUUCAUUGUAAACGUGUGUAAACUCUGUAGCAGUUCAACGAUGAGAUGUGGCUUAUAGGCCAUGAAUGGGCCUGGUGGUUUUUGCGCUCAAAUCUCAUUAUAUGCCUGCAGAGAACAAAGUGCUUUGUGCUAUGUGAAAAUUAGUUUAUAGUAUGUGUGUACCAAUCAUCAGGAUUAUCAGAAAUACUGGCCACUUUUCUUUAAGGUCCGUAGGGACUUAAAUCUGAAAUGCAUUUCUAUGAAAACUUCAUUUCGCUGCAUAAUUCUGAAAUGAUUCUAGCCAACUGUUUAUUCAUAGCAGCCUUUUCAGGCAAUAGUCUAGGAGUAAUUUCUCUGCAUGUCUUCUUCUCCUUGUCCUUCUUCUUUUUUCUAAAUAGGCUCCAACACCCAGUGCAGAGCCCAACAUGGGGCUUGAAUUCACAAACCUAAGGUCAAGACCUGAGCUGAGAUCAAGAGUCAGAUGCUUCACUGACUGAGCUAGCCAGGAGACAGAAGAGAAGAAGACAUGGAGGAGAAGGCCAUACACAGAUGGAGGCAGAGAUUGGAGUGAUGCAGCCAUAAGCCAAUGAAUUCCUGGAGCCACCAGAAGCUGGACUAGGCAAGGGAAGUUUCCCUCCUAGACUUUUGGGAAGGAGUGUGGACCUGAUUUUGGAGUUCUGGCCUUCAGAAGAGACUGCAAGAGAAGUAAAGUGGUCAUUUAGUCCAGCCUCGCACAGACGCGUCUCCUUCCUACUUUGGAAACUGAAAGGACUGCGACGUAAACCAGUCUACUCUCUGAAGUAAGAUGAUUUGUCAAAAAUUCUGUGUGGCUUUGUUACAUUGGGAAUUUAUUUAUUUGAUAACUGCAUUUAACUUGGCAUACCCAAUUACUCCCUGGAGAUUUAAGUUGUCGUGCAUGCCACCAAAUACAACCUAUGACUUUCUCUUGCCUACUGGAAUGUCAAAGAACACUUCAAAUGUGAAUGAACAUUAUGAGGCAGUUGUUGAAGCUAAAUUUAAUUCAAGUAGUACCUACUUUUCUAAUUUAUCUUCCAAAACAACUUUUCACUGUUGUCUUUGGAGCGAGGAAGAUAAAAACUGUUCUGUACAUGCAGAUGACGUGGAAGGGAAGGCAUUUGUUGCAACAGUGAAUUCUUUAGUUUUCCAACAAAUAGGUGCAAACUGGAACAUACAGUGCUGGACGAAAGAGGACUUGGAAUUAUUCAUCUGCUAUAUGGAGUCACUAUUUAAGAAUCCUUUCAAGGCUUAUGACCUUAAGGUCCAUCUUUUAUAUGUUCUGCCUGAAGUGUUAGAAGAGUCACUUCCGGUCCCCCAGAAGGGCAGUUUUCUGACUGUUCAGUGUAACUGCAGUGUUCGUGACAGCUGUGAAUGCCAUGUGCCUGUGCCCACAGCCAAACUCAACCACACUCUUCUUAUGUAUUUCAAAAUCACGUCUGGUGGAGUAGUUUUUCAGUCACCUAUGAUGUCAGUUCAGCCCAUAAAUGUUGUGAAGCCUGAUCCACCAUUAGGUUUACAUAUGGAAAUCACAGACACUGGCAAUUUAAAAAUUUCUUGGUCCAGCCCAACAUUGGUACUAUUUCAACUUCAAUAUCAAGUGAAAUAUUCAGAGAAUUCUUCAACAAAUAUGAGAAAAGCUGAUGAGCUUGUCUCAGCUACAUCUCUGCUGGUAGACAGUGUGCUUCCUGGGUCUUCAUAUGAAGUUCAAGUGAGGGGCAGGAGACUGGAUGGCCCAGGACUCUGGAGUGACUGGAGCGCCCCUCUGAUCUUUACCACACCAGAUGUCAUAUACUUUCCACCUAAAAUUCUGACAAGUGUCGGGUCUAACGUUUCUUUUCACUGCAUUUAUAAAAAUGAAAACAAGAUUGUUUCCUCAAAAAAGAUUAUUUGGUGGAUGAAUUUAGCUGAGAAAAUUCCUCAAAGCCAGUAUCAUGUCGUGGGUGACCAUGUUAGCAAAGUUACUUUUCGCAGUUUGAAGGCAACCAAACCUCGAGGGAAGUUUACCUACGAUGCAAUAUACUGCUGCAACGAGCAUGAAUGCCACCAUCGCUAUGCUGAAUUAUAUGUGAUUGAUGUCGAUAUCAAUAUAUCAUGUGAAACUGAUGGGUACUUAACUCAAAUGACUUGCAGAUGGUCAACCAAUACAAUCCAAUCACUCGUGGGAAGUACUUUGCAGUUGAGGUAUCAUAGGAGCAGCCUUUACUGCUCUGAUGUUCCAUCUAUUCAUCCCAUAUCUGAAUCUAAAGAUUGCCAUUUGCAGAGAGAUGGUUUUUAUGAAUGCGUAUUUCAGCCAAUCUUUCUAUUGUCCGGCUAUACAAUGUGGAUUAGAAUCAAUCACUCUUUGGGUUCACUUGACUCUCCACCAACGUGUGUUGUUCCUGAUUCUGUGGUGAAACCACUGCCUCCAUCCAGUGUGAAAGUGGAAAUUACUGUAAAAAUUGGAUUAUUGAAAAUAUCUUGGGAAAAGCCAGUCUUUCCAGAGAAUAAUCUUAAAUUCCAGAUUCGCUACGGCUUAAGUGGAAAAGAAGUACAGUGGAAGAUGUAUGAGGUACAUGAUGCAAAAUCCAAUUCUGCCAGCGUCCUGGUGCCAGAUCUGUGUGCUGUCUAUGCUGUUCAGGUGCGCUGCAAGAGGCUGGAUGGGCUGGGAUAUUGGAGCAAUUGGAGUAGUCCAGCCUACACAGUUGUCACAGAUAUAAAAGUUCCUACCAGAGGACCUGAAGUUUGGAGACUAAUUAAUGAAGACACCACUAAAAAAGAGAGAAAUGUUACUUUACUUUGGAAGCCUCUGAUGAAAAAUGACUCAUUGUGUAGUGUAAGAAAAUAUGUGGUAAAACAUCAUACUUCCCGCAAUGGAACAUGGUCAGAAGAUGUGGGAAAUCACACUCAAUUCACUUUCCUGUGGACAGAGCAAGCACAUUCUGUUACAGUUCUGGCCGUCAAUUCAAUUGGUGCUUCUUUUGUGAAUUUUAAUUUAACAUUCUCAUGGCCUAUGAGCAAAGUAAACACCGUGCAGUCACUCAGUGCUUAUCCUUUAAACAGCAGUUGUGUGUUUCUUUCCUGGAAAUUAUCACCCAGUGAUUACUCUCUGAUGUAUUUUAUUACUGAGUGGAAAAUUCUUAAUGAAGACAGUGAAAUUAAAUGGCUUAGAAUCCCUUCAUCCGUUAAGAAGUAUUAUAUUCAUGAUCAUUUUAUCCCCAUCGAGAAGUAUCAAUUCAGUCUUUACCCAGUAUUUAUGGAAGGAGUGGGGAAACCGAAGAUAAUUAAUAGUUUUACCCCAGAUGAUAUUGAAAAACGCCAGAAUGAUGCAGGUCUAUAUGUAAUUGUGCCAAUAAUUAUUUCCUCUUCAAUCUUAUUGCUUGGAACAUUAUUAAUAUCACACCAAAGAAUGAAAAAGAUGUUUUGGGAAGAUGUUCCAAACCCCAAGAACUGUUCCUGGGCACAAGGACUUAAUUUUCAGAAGCCAGAAACGUUUGAGCAUCUUUUUGUCAAGCAUACAGAAUCAGUGAUAUUUGGUCCUCUUCUUUUGGAGCCUGAAGCCAUUUCAGAAGAUGUCAGUGUUGACACAACAUGGAAAAAUAAAGAUGACAUGGUGCCAACAGCUAUGGUGUCUCUACUUUUGGCAACUCCGGAUCUUGAAAAGGGUUCUAUUUGUAUCAGUGACCAGCACAGCAGUGCUGACUUCUCUGAGCUUGAGAGCAGUGUGGUAACCUAUGAGGAUGAAAACAGGAGACAGCCCUCUGUUAGAUAUGCUACCCUACUCAGCAGCUCUAAAUCAAGUGACAUUGAUGAAGAGCAAGGGCUUAUAAAUAGUUCAGUCAGCAAAUGCUUCUCUAGCAAAAAUAUUCUGUCCAAGGAUUCUUUCUCUAACAGCUCAUGGGAGAUAGAAACCCAGGCAUUUUUUAUAUUAUCAGAUCAGCAUCCCAAUAUAAUUUCACCACACCUUCCGUUCUCAGAAGGAUUGGAUGAAUUUUUGAAACCUGAGGGAAAUUUCCCUGAAGAAAAUAAUGGUGAGAGGUCUGUCUAUUAUUUAGGGGUCACCUCAAUCAAAAAAAGAGAGAGUGGUGUGUUUUUGACUGACGAGUCACAAGUGUUGUGUCCGUUCCCAGCCCAUUGUUUACUUACUGACAUCAGAAUCCUCCAGGACACUUGCUCACAACUUGUAGAAAAUCAUUUCAGUUUAGGAACUAAUGGUCAGAAGACUUUUGUAUCUUACAUGCCUCAGUUUCAGACUUGUUCUACUCAGACUCGGAAGAUAAUGGAAAACACAAUGUGUGAUCUAACUGUCUAAUUUCAUUCAAGAAACAUCUCAGAUGUAUGUUACAGUGAAUCAUAUGAAGUGUAUGUAAUACAGUCCACCAUGGUUGUGGAUAUGGGAGAGGAAGGAAAACUGUUAGAGUCAAACUUGAAAGUGAGUGUUUCCAAAUUAAAGGUAUCUGUCAUUGCUCAGUAAUAUUGACAAAAAAUGAGAGAAAGUCUUCAAGAGCCUUGCAAUGUAGACUGACUCUUCUAAUGAUUUCAUUAACAAGCUACACUAGGAAGAUCUCCAAUGGCUUGUUUCUAGCUAGAAAUGAACCCAACAUAUACCAUCUUGGCAAACAUUAGACCUGUGUAGAAAGAGCUAAUCUUCUCGAUUAUACCUAAGUUUAAAAGACACUGUGGGAUGUAACUUGUUUCAAAGGUAUGGUUGUUUUAUCUUGAGUUGUCUUUGUUUUCAACUGAUUCACACGCGCGCGCGCGCGCACACACACACGGUCUAUACAUAAGAGGCAUCCUCGUACAUUUUUGAAGUAUGUGAUAUAUUUGUAUUUGUGCCACUUGACUGUGUGAUUUUAAGAUUUUGCAAUUUAACAAACUUGCCUUGAGCACUUACUCUGUGGUAGGCAGUCCGCUAAAUGUUGCAGAUUUAGAUCUGGCCUGGGGGAUAUACUUCUGAAGACUGACAAGUAAGCUGAUCUUUAUGUAUCGAAUAUAACCAUGCAAUGAUACUACCUAUCAGAAUGGCAAUACUAGAAUACAAACAAUAUUUUGAUGACAACAAAAGCAUUUUGAAAACAUAAUGUGUGUCUUAACGCUUCCCUAUAAAAGAUGUUGCAAUGGUUGCUUUCUGAUACAGUUAGAUGACUAAAUGCUACUGUAUAUCACUCUGGAAUUAUUGUCUUCCCUGAUUCCAACUUGCUUGUACGCUGUUUUUUUUUUUCUCACUUCUCUUUCAUAUAACCACCCACUGUGUUAAAGCUUUCCAUAUUUUAUCUCAAUCAAUUAUUAAAAUAAUUGUAUGAGACAUGUACUACUAUAACACCCUUAUUAAAGAUUAGAAGAUUAAGUAAUUUUCCCAAGAACACAGAGUUAGUGUAUAAUGGAACCAGAAUCCAGAUUUAAACCCAGAUCUUUUAAUGCUAGUGAUUAUGUUUUAAACCUAUACCUUACGUUGCUGUCCAUUAAAAAAAUGACUCACAAGCAGAUAAAAUUUGUUAAGUGGAUAUAUAAUCCUGGGUGAAAAUGAAGUGAGAAUUACACAGAUGUUGUUUUUGCCUUUAAAGACUUUAAUAUUUCUUGUUUGUUUCAGUUUUUGGUAUGGCAAGAAAACUCCGAGACAGCAUUUUGAGCAACAAACUAAUCAAGAAACCUGCAGAGAUAGAUGUUGAGUGUCAAUAAAUCAGAAUUUCAAGAUGAUCAGUAUAAUCAAAAUACAUACCUUAGUACUCAGAAAUAUGCCUAUUAGAUUGCUAAGCAUCACCAGUUUCAUACUUGGCCUGAGAGAGGAUCCUGCUGAUUUUACUGUUACCCUAGAUAAAAUCCUACACUCCAUCUCUAUUCUAGUUGUGGCCAUAUGAAAUGAGAAGUUCUAGACAGUGACAAAGAUCUCAGGGCCCAAACAACAGGUAUUUUUUUUCACACUUCAUGAUCAUUUGCCAAUUAGAAAUCAAUAAAGUUGUUUCAUGCCAUAAGGAUUGUUGAGAUAUCUCAGGAUCUCACAUACUCAUCAACAGAUAGGUGACUCACAAGAGAAUGGUAGAGGGCUCACAUCAACUCACUGAAUUUUGAGUGUGGUAUGAAAGCCUUAGUUCUAUACAAAGAUAAAUUGAGAGAAUACAUUUUUUUUCACUGAUGUUUUAAGUGGUUUACAGAUUCAGAAACAGAAAGAAAUUAUUGCAUGUAUGGAAGUUCUGGCAAAAUUGACCAUUAUUUUUAAUGCUGCUCAUAGAAUAUAGAAGUUGUAUUGAGGAUGCAGUAUAGAAGAAUUACAUUUUGCUCCAUUCUGCAUAAAGUUAGAGAUUAAACAAUGAGCAUGUCCACUGAGACACAACAUUCUCUUGUGGCCUGGGACCCAUGACUAUAUGACUAUGGGGAAGAGAAAGUGACAGAUGUUCCAAACAGCCUAUGAUUUCACCAUGCUAUGUGUAUGUGGCAGUGAAUUCAGAAGUCCCAGCAACAGUGUAGUGCUGCAGGUCUGAGUUAAAGGAAUUUAGUAACGAUAUAUUAACGAGAUCAUUGAUAUCCCGGUGCACAGUUCCAAAAACAAAUGAAAACAUCUCAAGUAGUGAAAUGCCAAGGGAGUUGUUUUCAUGGAGAGGGCUGAAUGGUAGAGUUUGGCCUAUUGGUAUAUAUAGAUUUAGAUCCUAUCUGUUGUCAGUGUGUUAGGGCUCUGAUUUUCACUUUUGAAAGUUUGUUUCACUGCAUAUAUCACUAUACAUUAUUGGGUCUUUAUGAAAAUUAUCUGUCAUUAAGUAGUGGGUUUUAAUAAAAAUAUAGGUAAAUUUAGAACAUUUUGUACUUCAGGAUGGUCUGAUAUUUUCCAUUUCUUUCCAAAGAUUCCUUAAAAAAUGUUUUUAAGGAGAGAAGAGCUGAAAUAUGGAUUUGCACUUUUAAACUUAGGAUAAAUCUGGAAUUUGGAGUAUUUCUCUUAAGGCCUUGAAUUGCAACACAAGUUACCAGUCUCUCUAAAUCUGAACUUGAUGAAAAGAAAUUCAGAAGUUAAUAAUUUGGGAUAUGGCCUCAAGGUUCAACAUAAGACAAAUCACUUGUCAGGGCUAAUGAGAUUAUACGUUUCCUAUGUUAAACCCCCUAAAACAAAGAAGAAAAAUCAAGGUGUGGUUAUCAGUAACAGCAGGGGCCUCCCACGGAGCCCUGUGUUCCCAUUUGGAGAUGGGCUACAUAUGGACAAGAGGAAUAGGAACAGAUAUUCUUUCAUGUUUAAGCCUCAUCUCAAGUGGUAAGAGGACUUGGAUGAAAUUUGCAAACCAGUGGGUGAUUCUGGACCUAUAAUAAGGUUUUAUGGCACCGAGCAUGAGCUGCGUUUAUCUUCUCUCUUCCCUUUCCAAUAAAACCAACUCCCUCUUUCCAAAUAUCAAACAUAUGGUCACAUUCCCUUAGGAAUAUUCACUUUGACUACACAAAUGCUGAGAGAAGAGAAACUUCCUUCACAAACUGAUGCCAGAUUCCAAAACUACUUUGGUUGGCACGGGAUACAGGGUAGGCCAUCAGAGCUGUGCCCAUGGGGACCACGUGGGGUUGGACAACGUGCUAAAUGGAUCAAGACAUGCUGCAACCAUAUGUCACCUAGACAUGGAUGGAAAAAGACCUCUUUCCAAAUUCCUUCCUGUAGUUUUAAAAAGAAAUGUGCUCCACUGUUCAUCUUUUGAGGGUCAUCUUGAUAGUUAAGGACUCUUCUAAAGUGAUUAUUAUUGAGAAACCAUACUGUCAUAUGUAAAACACAAAAUUGUCCACUCUAUUAUGAAAAACUGCGUUUGAGGAAAAAAAUGCAAACAUAGUCACCAAAGAAAAUGUGAAGAAGCAUUUACAAAAGGAAACUAGAGAAGUCAGUAGUUUUGCCUUAUCUCGCACAACUAAAUUAAAACAGUAAAGCACGCCUGCACGCAGUCACAAUGUUGGGGGGGGCAAUUUAGAAUACAAAGGUCUUCAUUAGAACUGAGUCAUGUUACUUGUUACUUGUAUGAGCAUCAAAAAUGGUUUCCAUGGGUGUUUAUAUUGCACAAAUUAUUUUUAUACAAAGUUUAUCAAUCAGUGUUUAUUUUGGAAAGCUGCUGAAGAUGUCUAUUUUUCAAAAUUAACUACACUUCAGAUGUUUGGCAUUAAAUUCAAUUUUGUGAGGCCCUUGACAGGAUAU
Acinonyx jubatus (cheetah) is the source of this 12217-nucleotide messenger RNA. It is a transcript of the gene LEPR, whose product is annotated as leptin receptor. Gene Ontology annotation, biological process: cytokine-mediated signaling pathway. Gene Ontology annotation, molecular function: cytokine receptor activity; protein binding. The record is from RefSeq and is a predicted model, not a curated record. The transcript is spliced from 23 exons. Gene Ontology annotation, cellular component: external side of plasma membrane; membrane. Lineage: Eukaryota; Metazoa; Chordata; Mammalia; Carnivora; Felidae. Bases 4877 to 8377 code for a protein of 1166 amino acids.